Molecule: messenger RNA, 2824 nt
Organism: Rhopilema esculentum
Lineage: Eukaryota; Metazoa; Cnidaria; Scyphozoa; Rhizostomeae; Rhizostomatidae
Product: b(0,+)-type amino acid transporter 1
Biological process (GO): amino acid transmembrane transport
Cellular component (GO): membrane
Molecular function (GO): L-amino acid transmembrane transporter activity
Source: RefSeq, a predicted model, not a curated record
UUAUUGAUAAUAGUCAGUGAAUGGACAGAAAUGUUUCGGAUCUGAAACUACACACAUGAAUGAACCACCAGUCAACUUUAAAACCAAUUCAUACAAUUGCAUCCAGUAAGGGGGUGGUGCAAAUACCACGUGUGCACUGAAGCUGUCUUUCGGUAUAACGGUGGUCUGUGGAGUAAAUAAAGCUGAGCAGUACCUAGUAGCCGGUGCUUAAAGGAAACAACGUUGUGUACCGAUUGGUGAACAAAGCGUGCUAACAUAAAAUAGACUUGCAUAUCGGUUUGAAGCUCUUCGUUCUACAUUGUAAAUCGCCUUCGCACUAGGCCAAACAACGCUGCAAGCAUGCCUUCAUCAGAAACCCAAGCACUGAAAGAAGAAGAAGAUGUUCAGGAAGAAAACCUUGUUCUAGAAAAACUUCACAGCGACGAAGUCAAUAAAGUAGAACUGAAGAAGAGUAUAUCUCUCGCCAACGGCGUCGGGCUGAUAGUGGGCACAAUUAUUGGUGCGGGGAUUUUUAUAUCUCCGGCUGGCGUUCUUUCUAAUGCAGGCUCUGUUGGUUUGACGAUGUGUGUUUGGUUCGCAUGUGGAAUUAUUGCUUCACUUGGUGCUUUAUGUUACUGCGAAUUGGGCACAACUAUCCCAAGAACUGGAGGAGAGUACGCUUAUUUCACGUACAUUUUUGGGCCCAUACCUGCCUUUCUCUAUUCAUGGACUGCCAUUUUGGUCGUAAAGCCUGCCGCCAUCGCUGCUGUGUCAAUGGUUUUCGGGCAGUAUGUCACGAAACCGUUUUAUCCAGACUGCGAGCCCCCCAGCUACUUGAUCAAAAUUAUUGGUUUCAGUAGCAUAGUCAUCAUCACCAUUGUCAACUGCAUCAGUGUCAAAGCAGCUGUCCGUAUGCAAGACGCAUUCACUUAUGCCAAACUUGUUUGUAUUGCAAUUCUCGUGGUAGUUGGCAUAAUUGAGCUGGCCAAAGGUGGAGGCAAAAAGGCCUUUGAUAAUUCCUUCAAAGGGACCACAAGUGAUUUUAGCAAAAUUGCAUUGUCUUUCUACAUGGGAUUGUGGGCAUACGAUGGAUGGAACACACUGAACUAUGUAACAGAGGAAAUGAAGAAGCCUGCAAGGGAUCUACCAUUAUGUCUUGGCAUAUCAAUGACCGUGGUUACAGGAUGUUAUGUCCUCAUAAAUAUCGCAUACAUUGCUGUCUUGGGUAAAGAUGGAAUUCUGGAGUCAGCAGCUGUUGCCUUGAGUGUGGGUAACAUCUACCUUGGACCUAUGAAAUGGAUUAUUCCCAUUCUUGUUGCUGCUUCAACAUUUGGAGCUGUAAAUGGAUGUGCAUUCAGCAAUGGAAGACUUGCAUUUGCUGCAGCAAGGGAAGGCCAUCUACCUAUUGUAUUGGCUAUGGUUCAAACUGAAAAGCACACCCCACUUCCAUCAUUAGCCUUCACAUCUUUCAUCGCUUGUCUGUUGUUGAUUCCUGAUGCAAGCUCCUUCGAACUCCUCGUUGAAUUGUUCAGCUUCUCGUCAUGGGCAUUUUACUGCAGUGCAUUCGUUGCAUUGCUGGUUUUAAGAUACAAAAAGCCAGAUAUACCAAGACCCUACAAGGUUAUCAUUGUCGCACCAAUCCUGAUGGUUGCUGUAUCGAUCUACUUGGUGGUUAUGCCCUUCAAAAGCUCUCCAGUAGGCUGCUCUAUUGCCCUGGGCGUAAUUCUUCUUGGUAUUCCUGUGUAUUUUCUUUUUGUCCGCUACAAGUACUUGCCAGACUGGUUCUUCAACGGAAUAGAUGCGUUUACAAGGAAAUGUCAAAAACUGUGCAACGUUGCACUGAUGGACAAUAGAGAAGACAAGGUCGAAGAGGAAAUGACCGUAACAUGAAAACGUGCCAUCUUAGGCUACUUUAAUUACUAUUAUUGCUAGUAUUUAUUACUUAAGUAGGCUAUUGCAAUUUCUAGUACUGAAUGGAAAGAAUUGUCGAAGAUAAUACACUAGCAUUGCAAAGACACAGGGGAAAUGGCUGGUAAAAAUGAUGCCAUUGAAAAACAUGAUUAGUUUCAUAUCAACCGUAGUUUUGAACAAAAUAUUCAUAAAGUUUUCAAAAAAUUUAUAUUUCGCGUUUGAAUUGCAUACCAGUUGCAUUUUAAUGAUAAAAUCUAGAGUGACUUGCAAUGUUGGUUCUGGCCUCCGCAAAAAUUAUUGUCACAACCCAAUUAUAUAAUGGAGGUGAUUUAUGCUGUUAGACCGUUGGUAUAAGAAAAAUACUGUUGUUUUUAUCAUGUGAAACGUUGUAUAUUCUAAUCAUGAAAUUGACGAAGAGAACAGCUUAGGCCUAUUGUUUUUACUUUCGUCUCUUCGGCUGUCUGAAUAUCAUUGACCAGUCAGCCUGUCCUUGUGUGACUUUAAUUAAACUCAUCUGCCGCAUCGGCGAUGCAUUUGAAUUUGUCCUUAACAACCCUUUAAGUAAAGUAUUACUUGCAGCAGUAUUAAUGUAUCACUGGAUAAUUGCGGAUCAACGAAAUCUAAGAUUGCAAAAUUAUUUGUACAUUCAUUACCGAAUUGACAAUUCACUUUGAAAUAUUUUCACUUUGCAAAUGGGGUAUUACAUUUUCGUGUGUUCUUGUAAAAACAUACUACAUAUUUUUUUAGAUUGUUGUUUUUCGUCAAUUGGAUAUCCUAUUAAUUUUUAGUUACUAGUGUUUAUAGUGCGUGAUUUUAGGCCAAUGUUUUGUGCCUUAAAAAUCACGUGUUAUAGUUAUGUGUCAAAAUGGAUCCUCUCUUGUAAUUUAACGAUUUUAAUGUUGUUUCAAAGAUGGUAAUAUAUUUAGCAUCAGAA